CUGGAGCGUUUCCCAUACUAUCUGCGUGGGCAACGGGGGCUCUCGGAAAACACCGAGAGAGUUUACCUCGCGGACCUGCAGGCCUUUCGGGAAUUUCUCCUUAAGGACGACCUGUCGCUGCGGGACAUGGAUCGCGCCACCCUGCGUGGCUACCUGGCGUGGCUUGCGACACCGCUCAGGGAAGGCGGCAAGGGAUACGAGCGGGUGAGCGUAUCCCGCAAGCUGACCGUUCUGCGCUCGUUCUACCUGUUCCUGGUGCAGGAAGGCAUGUUCCAGUCCACGCCCGUCCCUUCCGGGCGGAGCUUCCGGCUGAAGGUUGCCAAGUCGUUGCCGACCUUCCUGGGGCACAAAGAGGCCGAACGGCUAUUGGACGCACCCGAUGAUUCCACUUCUAUGGGAGUGCGGGACAAGGCGAUCCUGGAACUGCUGUACAGCUGCGGUGUCAGGCUGGCUGAGAUCCACGGGAUGAAUCUGCCCGACAUCAAUUUCGGACAGCGGUCGAUACUGGUCCGCGGCAAGGGGAACAAGGAGAGGGAGGCGCUGUAUGGCGUGCCCGCCGAGACCGCGCUGAUGCGCUACCUUAACGAAGUCCGGCCCGAACUGGACGAAGAGGCGGCUUCUGGUGAAAAGACGGACGCGCUGUUUCUGAACCGGUACGGGAAGCGGCUUUCCCGGCGCAGCAUCGAGAGCCUGGUGCGGAAGCACGGGACGGCGGCGGGAACCCGCGACGAAGUCCAUCCCCACACCCUGCGCCACACCUAUGCCACGCACAUGCUCGAGGGCGGAGCUGAUCUCAGGGUGAUCCAGGAACUCCUGGGGCACUCCAGCCCCCAGACCACCCAGAUCUACACCCACAUUACCAAGAACGAGGCGUUGCACGCCUACCUGGCCCAUCACCCUCGCGCGGAUGAACCAACCGCUUCAUCGCGCCCAGAACCAGAGGAGGAGUAA
Molecule: messenger RNA, 951 nt
Organism: Geodia barretti
Lineage: Eukaryota; Metazoa; Porifera; Demospongiae; Tetractinellida; Geodiidae
Source: the annotation of a GenBank genome assembly